AUGGUGACGUUACUUCGCACUUUAGCAGAUCAUGGUGACGAUAUCAACUGCUGUGCCUUCUCAGCACUGCACCUGGCCACCUGCUCCUUGGACAAAACGGUUCGCGUUUACUCUUUACACACCCUCGCCGAGCUGCCGUACUCGCCGCCGCGGGGCCACAGGUACGCCGUGCACUGCUGCUGCUUCUCCCCCUCGGGGCGGGUCUUGGCCUCCUGCUCCACCGACGGCACCACCAUGGCGUGGGAGGCGGGGGCCGGGCGGCUCCUGGCCGCGCCCCCCACCGCCCCGUCCCGCGCCUGCCGCUUCUCCCCGCACGGCUGCCUGCUGUCCGGGGCCGCGGACGGCAGCCUGGUGCUCUGGGACACGCGCUCCUGGAAGCCCUGCAGAUCUGGGAAUGUUAAAGAUGGUUCUUUGGUGGCCUGUGCGUUUUCUCCUAAUGGAAAUUUCUUUAUCACUGGAUCAUCAUGUGGCGAUUUAACCAUUUGGGAUGAUAAAAUGAGAUGCCUGUAUAAUGAGAAAGCACAUGAUCUUGGCGUUACCUGCUGUGAUAUUUCUUCACAGCCAAUUUCUGAUGGUGAGCAUGGAUUCACAUACUUCCAGAUGGCUUCUUGUGGUCAAGAUAAUCAGAUCAAACUCUGGCUUAUUUUAUUUACAGAUUUCUUAGGUGUGGAAUUAAAAUAUAAGUGCACACUGAAUGGACAUUCUGCCCCAGUUCUGGCUUGUGCAUUUUCUUAUGAUGGGCAAAUGUUAGUUUCAGGGUCUGUGGACAAGCGUGUCAUAAUACAUGAAACUAGUACUGGUAAUACCCUUCACACUUUGUCUCAGCAUAGCAGGUAUGUUACAACUUGUGCUUUUGCACCAUGUAGGCCCUUACUUGCCACAGGUUCAAUGGAUAAAACUGUGAACAUAUGGCAGCUGGACCUUAAGAAACCCUGUGCAGGAAAUACUGUAGAAAAUGAGUCUAAAUUGGCUGUUGAGGACUGGUCAGAGGAUGAUGUUUCAGCCUGGCUUUGUGCAGAAGACUUAGCAGACUUUGUUGGGCUUUUCAAAAAGAACAACAUUGAUGGCAAGGAACUGCUCAAGCUUACUAAAGAAAGUCUGACUGAUGAAUUAAAAAUCGAGUCUCUAGGCCUGCGCAGUAAAGUCCUCCAGAAAAUUGAAGAAUUGAAGAUGAAAAUGACCUCUGUUCCUGUUACUAUCCCUGACGAGUUCUUAUGUCCUAUAACAAGGGAGCUGAUGAAGGACCCUGUCAUUGCAGCAGAUGGCUAUUCCUAUGAACGGGAAGCAAUGGAAAACUGGAUCAGCACUAAAAGACGAGCUAGUCCCAUGACAAAUCUUCCUCUCCCCUCCCUUAUGCUGACACCAAACAGGACACUAAAAAUGGCCAUCAGCCGCUGGCUGGAGACACAGCAGAAAUGCAGCUGA
Chaetura pelagica (chimney swift) is the source of this 1425-nucleotide messenger RNA. It is a transcript of the gene WDSUB1, whose product is annotated as WD repeat, sterile alpha motif and U-box domain containing 1. The record is from RefSeq and is a predicted model, not a curated record. Gene Ontology annotation, molecular function: ubiquitin-protein transferase activity; protein binding. NCBI's taxonomy places the organism in Eukaryota, Metazoa, Chordata, Aves, Apodiformes, Apodidae. Gene Ontology annotation, biological process: protein ubiquitination.